AUGAGAACCAACCUGGGUGUCAGACUACCGUCGUCGACCAAACUCUUCAUCAUAAUCUUCAUCAUCAGAUUAAUAAAUGCUAUUUCAAUACAGACCUUUUUUCAAGCUGAUGAGUUUUAUCAAUCUUUAGAACCAGCCCACAAUUUUGUUUACGGGUAUGGGUACAUAACAUGGGAAUGGCAUGCCAAAUUGCGAUCGUCCAUACACCCCUUGAUAUAUUCCUUGGGGUACAUGCUUGCAAAUGAAAAUGAGCGACUAAUUUGGCUCAUUCCUAAGGUGAUCAAUAGUUUAGUUGCGACAAUUACUGAAUAUCAACUAUAUCGGUUUGUUCAAGUUUAUUCACGGGAUAGCGAAUUGGCUCGUAUCACUUUGACGUUGUCAUUAUUGAAUCCGUUCAACUGGUAUGUUUUAACGAGAUCAUUCUCCAAUAAUUUAGAGACGUGUUUGACGGUCUGUGCGUUGAGAUACUGGCCAUGGAGAGGUGGAAUAAGCAACUACAAUUGGUAUCUCAGUUUGGGUUUCGGAUUUUUAAGCUGUAUCAUACGCCCAACAAAUGUUUUAUUAUGGAUUCCAUUGGGUAUUUGGCUUUUGGGGCGGAUACGUAUUACAUUUGCAUGGAUCGCGUCUUCGAUAUUUGAAGUGAUUGUGUUAUUCUUAUUGUCUGUUGCACUUGAUUACUACUUUUACAAGGAGCUCACUAUACCGCUUUACAAUUUCCUUGAGUUUAAUGUUGUAAAGAAUUUGUCUGUAUUCUAUGGUGUUGCCCCUUGGCACUUUUAUGUACUACAAGCUAUACCAUUGAUGAUGAUGCUAUAUUUACCAUUGAUAGUUUGUGGUUUACGCAAGGAUAUAUUAUUACUCAGCAGUCUCAUUUACUUGAUUGGAUUCUCUUUGAUUCAACACAAAGAGUUUCGGUUUAUUAUGCCAUUACAACCAAUUUUCCUAUAUUAUUCAGCUCGCGGGUAUCGAAAAUUGCACAGAUUCAAGAAAUACGUGCCACUUGGUCUAUUUUUGAACGUGUGCAUUGCAAUUUUCUUCAGUAAUGUUAAUGAACGAGGAGCUGUUGACAUUUUACACUUUAUGAAAUCAAACAAGGAUGCUUUAUUUGGUUUCUUGACCCCUUGCCAUUCUACUCCAUGGCAAAGCCAUUUGCACAAUCCAGAUUUGCGCGCUUGGUUCUUGACUUGCGAACCUCCAUUACACUUACUGAACCCUACCCUGCUGGAAAUAAACUCCUACAGAGACCAAUCAGAUAUGUUUUACGACAAUCCCAAACUCUUUAUCAAGGAAAAUUUGGGGUCAACUUUGCAUUAUCCAGAUUACAUUAUUGUAUUUGCACCCAUGAAGGAGUUGAUUGAAAGUGAAUUGAGCAAUUAUGUUUUACACAAGCAGUACUUUAACAGUUACUUCCAUUGGGAUACUAGGAGAAGUGGUGACUUGAUUAUUUUUCGAAAGCAGAGUGAAUCUCAAAUAGAAUAG
Molecule: messenger RNA, 1479 nt
Organism: Lodderomyces parapsilosis
Lineage: Eukaryota; Fungi; Ascomycota; Pichiomycetes; Serinales; Debaryomycetaceae
Product: putative glycosylphosphatidylinositol-alpha 1,2 mannosyltransferase
Exons: 1
Coding region: 1-1479 (492 amino acids)
Biological process (GO): GPI anchor biosynthetic process
Cellular component (GO): endoplasmic reticulum membrane
Molecular function (GO): alpha-1,2-mannosyltransferase activity
Source: RefSeq, a predicted model, not a curated record